Lytechinus pictus (painted urchin) is the source of this 3222-nucleotide messenger RNA. RefSeq lists its product as uncharacterized. Gene Ontology annotation, molecular function: copper ion binding; oxidoreductase activity. Bases 44 to 2002 code for a protein of 652 amino acids. Lineage: Eukaryota; Metazoa; Echinodermata; Echinoidea; Temnopleuroida; Toxopneustidae. The transcript is spliced from 11 exons. The record is from RefSeq and is a predicted model, not a curated record.
GUCACCCCACCCAUGUUUACGAGAUUGCACUGGCUCAAAACCAAUGCAAUGUGAAUACACGUUUGUAGUAGAGUGGUAUCAUACUAUGUCUAAGGCAUGCUAUGACUGCCCGUGCAACCUGACUGAUUGUCAGAGGGAACAAUGCGUAGCAGCAGACGGUGUCCCAAGGCCCAUUAUAGUGGCUAACAGAUCCCUACCAGGACCUCCGAUUGAGGUUUGUGAUGGAGACGAGGUCAUCGUUAACACGGUCAAUCAUAUGGAUAAUGGGGAGUCAAUAACCCUUCACUGGCACGGUCUUUAUCAGAAGUCUACCCAGUACAUGGACGGUGUUUUCAAGAUCAGUCAGUGUCCUAUACUACCCGGAAACAAAUUUAGGUAUAAUUUCACUGCUGACCACCCUGGGACCCACUUCUGGCACGCUCACACUGGCAUGCAUAGGGCAGACGGACUUUUCGGCCCACUUAUUAUCAGGCAAUCGAAGCAGGACGAUCCGCAUAAUCUUCUGUACGACCAUGACUUACCCGAACACACAGUCUUCCUAACUGAUUGGACGCACCAAGCUAUAUCGGCGGCCUAUCUCAGCGACCACUUCAGGGGUGUUGAUGAAGGCCCAGUGUCCAUACUUAUCAACGGCAUGGGUGCGUCUGCAGUGUAUGGUCCGACAUCGUCGACCACGCCGAGGGUGAUCUACGAAGUCCAACAGGGUAAACGGUACCGCUUCCGGGUGAUCAGUAGUGCCAUCGCCAAUAUUCCUAUGAAGGUAUCAGUUGAUGGUCAUAACAUCACUCUCAUCUCGACCGAUGGAGAUGACUUUGAGCCUUUGGAGGUUGACGCUUUCUUCCUCUUCGGCGGGGAAAGGUACGACUUCAUCCUGGACGCAUCUCAAAAUGUCAGCAACUACUGGCUCAAGGUCCAAGGUUACAAGCAAGGAACGGGUCUACGUGAGCUGGCAAUCAUCAGGUACCGAGGUGCACCGGAAGAAGUACCGACCGCUGACCCUUUGGUUGACAGAGAAGGAAAGGUCUACCAAGACUUGGGCAGAAAUUAUAACGAACCUGAUGCGGUGCAUACUGUCAAUGAAUUGAGAUCUCUGCACGCCCAUACACAAUCAUCAAAUAAUAACAUGCGAAGGGUCUAUCUGCCAUUUGACCUAAAUGCGGUCAAUAACCCGAUGUUUAACGACCCAGACCUGUAUCCUAUUGGUCCAAGCGGACCGGGCUGGGGCGACUUCCACGUACCUCAGAUAAACAGCCGGACAUUCAAAUUCACCGACUUCCCUCUCCUCUCUCAAUUCGACGAUCAACUCGCUGCAGCCGGGGCCUAUGAUGACGUUUUGUGUGAAGUGGAACAAGCCGGCUUUGAAUCAUGUGAUACUGAGUUCUGCGCAUGUACACAGUACAUAGAUGUUGAUUUAGGACAGACGUUAGAGCUCGUUCUCAUCGAUGAGGGAUUAUCUCCGUAUAAGGUGGAACAUCCGUUCCAUCUUCAUGGUCACCCUUUCCGCAUCCUCGCUCAGGGUACUUCAGUCAACGGAACAACAAAGGAGGAUGUCAUUCAGCUAGACAAAAAUGGUGGAAUUGUUCGAAACUACGACCACGCCCCUGGAAAGGACACCGUGGUCAUACCAAGCGGUGGAUACACCGUCAUCGACUUCGUUGCCGACAAUCCUGGCUGGUGGAUCCUUCAUUGCCAUAUGGAGUAUCAUUUCGAGGAUGGAAUGGGGAUCUUAAUUCGCGUCGGGAACCAAUCCGACCUUCCUCCUGUUCCAGAAGGAUUCCCGAUGUGUGGUGACUACCCUCCAACACAGUAUCCUUCCAUCGAGUCAGACCCUGUACCUAGUCAAGUCAGUAUGACCAUGACCGUUACCGAAGUCAUCCUCGUUGCCGUAAUCGCUAGUCUUGUACUCCUCAUCAUAGUUCUCAUCGUCGUCAUCGUGGUCCGUGAGCGUUCAAGGAACGAUGGUAAAGGACGCCCUCAGGCGAUACCAAUAAAUGAACGAUGAUGAACUGACCGUAUAAUUGCUUAUUUUUACAUUUGAAGUAUUAGGGAAAUGAGUAUUACUGAAUGAGAACUAAGGUACGGUGUAUGAGGUUCCAAUCAUUGCUGACGUCGUCGUCAUUGUAAUCAAGCGUAAUUUCAUUACCGUCAUAACUAUUUUUACUCUAUACAAGAACAAUAUAUAUGUGUGUAUGGAUGUUUAAACAGAAAUAUGGCGCAAUAAACAGUGGAAAAUAUACAUAGACAGAUAUAUAGAUAAUUAGAUAGAUAGAUAGAUAGAUAAAUAUAUAGAUAUAUAUAAUGUAGAUAGGUCUUAAAUGGAUUGUAGGGCAUUACCAAAUAUUUAAAGUCGAUGUAUUUAUGUAGCCUUGGAACGUUGGUGGCACCGAGGCCAGGCAGGGAAAGGACCACCUAUGAUUUUUUUUUAGUAUUGAAACAUUUGAGGUGUAAAAAUAAGACAGAAGGACGAAGACUAUACGAAGGAGGGGUCCCGACUAUCGAUCGGUUAAUGCCCUCUUUCAGACUAUCGCCGUUCCCGUCCCGUUUAUUGAUACCCGAGGGACCCAGAAGGAAAAACCAGUCAGACCAGUAUUUUUUUUACUGGUUUCCAGUAUAUUUUUACUGGUUUCCAGUAUGAUUUUACUGGGCCAGGUGAUUUUUAACUGGACCAUGAAAAUUAACUGGAAACCAGUUCCAUGCAGUUCAGGCAAAGUAGUAAUACCAGUUAAAUUGUUUUUCAUCAAACUGGUGUAUGCUGGACCAGUUUCAAAAUUCCAGUUAAAAAUCAACUGGAGUUAAAAAUUAACUGGAGACCAGUAAUUCAAGACCAAUUUAAUUUUCAACUAGUCCAGUAUAAUUUUAACUGGACCAGUACGACCAGUUAGACCAGUAAACCGGUGUUCCAAUUUCCAGAGUUACCAGUUAAAAUUCUACUGUUCGAACUGGUCCAGUUGAACUGGUUCUUCCUUCUGGGGAGUUUUCACAACCACUACACAGAUGCUGUCUAGAACGCUGAGAAUCUAUUGUCAAAAGCCUUUCAUGACAGAGCAGCGUUUGUUGAAAAUCGGGGAAUCAAAACAGCAGUGUCGCCCUGUGGGCCGUUUCAUAAAGCUGUUCGUAAGUUAAGAGCGACUUUAAGAACGACUGGUGAACCUUUCGUACGCGCUUAACAUCGCCAAUGAAUAUUCCAUUUACCACAAGAAAGGAUUACCAGUCGUUCUUAAA